ACGCGUUUUGUUGACAGUUGUUAAUUACAAUUGCGAGUAGAUUAUUCGAAUUGAAUGAAAAAUAGCUUUGAAAACAUAAUGGAAGUGAUUGAAAAAGUUUCGGAAAAUGAUUACGAAUUAGAUAUAAAUCCAAAGAAAGUAUGUCGCUUGUGUUUAUCACAACCGCCUAAUCUACAAAAUAUUUUCUCCAAUUCUAUUGUGGAUGGUUAUAUUAUUAGUAUUCCAGACAUGUUGGCAUUUACGGUUGAUAUAACUGUUGCGACAGAUGACAAACUGCCUAGUAAAAUUUGCAUCGAUUGCAAAAAGCAAAUUGUUACUUUCUACACAUUCAAACAAAAAACUAAACGAACUGAACAGUCACUAAUUUCAAUGUUUUCAUCCGACACAAAUACCGUACAAGAGGUACAUGUCAUUCCAGAUUCGAUUCAAUGUUCAUUUUGUAACGCUACAUUUGAUACAGAAAAUGCUUUUAUGCAACAUGCACAGCAAGACCAUCAGAAUAUUGAUAUUUUCGUCGAUAAUACAAGUGAAAAAAUGAAGAGAACCUAUUCCAAAGGACAAGAAAUUGAGUUUUACGACUUUGAUGCGAUUGGAAACGCAGAAAAUAGCAUUGAAUCUGAUAUCACUUCAAAAGUUAAUCAAAUUGAGGAAACUGACGAGCUGACAACUAAAUUCAUUGAAGAGAACUUUGAAAUGACGAAAAAGUGGAAAAUGAAGAAGUAUACUGGAAAUGUCGUAAACCAUAUGGAUAACAAUCUGACAUUUGAAUGCCACGAAAAGCAAUCGAUGUCAUGGCAAACGCAAACAUAUAGACAUCAUAAUAUAUCACAUUCAAAUUCUCAAUCAGACGAAAACAACAGAUUAAGAAACGGACAGCAAUUAAAGCAGAAAAGAAAUAAAUUACUUGAUUUUAUUGCGAGAUAUUUGCAUUUUCCCACAUGCCAUAGUUGCUGUCUGCUAUUCGCCUCUAAAAAGAAGCUUAAUGAACAUAAUUUAUACAUGCAUCCAAAAAUGUCAUUAGAUCAAAUCGACGACUCCUACACUGAAUAUCAAAUUCUUUGCGAAGACAAACAAUUCCAAUCAAAAAAGGGUGAAAUUUAUUCAUGUGCGGAAUGUAGAAAAGGAGGUAGAAAGACAUACAAGACUAUUGGCGAAUUAAAGUAUCAUAUUAUGUCACAUUCUAAAAUAUUCAAUUGCCCAAAUUGUGGUUCCAAAUUUUCUAGUUUUGAACACCUUUGUAUCCAUUUGCUCAACAAACACGUUAAUACAAAACACUUGCAAUGUAUGUAUUGUAAUGAGUCAUUUCACUCUUACAAUGAGCUUCAGAAACAUCUUAGAAAUGUUUGUAUAGAAAAAAAAUAUGAGUGCCACGAAUGCGAAAAAAAGUUUGAUUCAAAAAAGGCGUUACAACAACAUUUGAAAUUGAUUGGAAACAAAAAAUUCGCAUGCAAAAUAUGUAAGAAAUCUUUCAAAAAACGAGGAGAACUUACAAUUCACAUGCGCUCUCAUACGAAUGAACGUCCAUUCAAAUGCACAAUAUGCGAAAAAUCAUACAAGACGAGUAGCAUGCGUACGUCUCACAUGGACACUCACAUCAAUGGAAAGACUUUUAAAUGUAUAAUAUGCAAAAAAAUGCUACAAAGUCGAGUCACACACCGUACACAUAUGAAUCGUCAUACGCAAGAAAAACGUCACGAGUGCAGAAAUUGUAAUAAGCGCUACUUUUCAAAAUAUCAUCUGCGCCUUCACGAGAAGAAAAUCCAUAAGGAAAUUGCUAUUAACGAUGAUGGGGCCUUUAAUAUUUUGAACGAUGACAUGAACGAUGAUGAAUUAAUCAAAUUAAUUAACGAAGACGAUGACAUCAUGAAUUGUUUUCUAAACAUCACCGCAAAUGAGUAAAAAACAUAGAAACGGUUACGUUGUAUACUAAUAUGAUUGCGAAAUAAUUGAGAGAGUCAAUAUACCUUAGAACCGUGAAAGGUCUAACCUAACGUUGCUCGUGAAUCUGGGCAAUGAGUUUCCCUAGUGUAUUUUGUAUGGAAAUUCUCAUUUUUCAUAAAAUUUGUAUGAAUAAUCCCAAUUAUUUCGUGAAUUUUUAAUUAAAUUUGUAUAUAUUGGUAGGUAAUGGAAAUGUGGUCAAGUAUUACAUAUUUUCAUGCGUAUAUGUACAUAAGUAAAAAACACUUCUUUCGAAGUUCUCACUGUGACGCAAUACUGCACAUCUGAAAUCUGAAAAUGAUCUGA
Molecule: messenger RNA, 2244 nt
Organism: Contarinia nasturtii (swede midge)
Lineage: Eukaryota; Metazoa; Arthropoda; Insecta; Diptera; Cecidomyiidae
Product: oocyte zinc finger protein XlCOF6-like
Exons: 6
Coding region: 55-1899 (614 amino acids)
Cellular component (GO): nucleus
Molecular function (GO): zinc ion binding
Source: RefSeq, a predicted model, not a curated record